Messenger RNA from Punica granatum (pomegranate), 824 nucleotides. The record is from RefSeq and is a predicted model, not a curated record. Lineage: Eukaryota; Viridiplantae; Streptophyta; Magnoliopsida; Myrtales; Lythraceae.
UUUCAUUUCGUCCUGUCGAGUAAUUGCCCCAAGCCUUCAACCUCUCUUCCUCUUCCUCCUCCGAUAUACUUUCUCUUCAGUGAGCUGCACGAGAAGUGGAAGAGCAGACAAUGCCGACGGCACCUAAUUCGUCGAGCCGACUCUCCAAGGGGGAAGCUAACCGAGGAGCUUGGACCCCCGAGGAGGACCGCAAACUGGCCCAAAUCAUUGAAGUCCAUGGCCCAAGGCGGUGGAAACUGGUUGCAACCAAAGCAGGGCUUAACCGGUGCGGGAAGAGCUGCAGGCUCAGGUGGCUUAAUUACCUGAGACCCAAUAUCAAGAGGGGCAACAUUUCUGAUCAGGAAGAGGAUUUGAUCCUCAGACUUCACAAACUCCUAGGAAACAGGUGGUCACUAAUAGCUGGGAGGCUUCCGGGACGAACAGACAAUGAGAUAAAGAACUAUUGGAACUCUCAUUUGAGCAAAAAGAUAAAGCAGAAAGAGAACCACCGCAGAAGCAUGAAGUCCUCGCAAAAGGAUUGCUCUCACUACCCGAACGACGCGACAACAGGGAGUGGCUCUAUUGUGAGAAGUGACGCGAACGAAGUGGCAAACUCGGGCUUCGCUCAUCAGGACGACAGGAUCUUCGAUCUCUCCAACGAGGGCCCGAUGAACUUGGAGUGGAUGAGUAGGUUCCUUGAAAUGGAGGAGAGUUGUUUUGAUUUCGCAUGAAAAGUUAGACCUUUUUGUUUGACCCUUCGUUGCCUUCUACUGACAGACUCUGAUUAUGUAAAAUUGCUCAUGGAAAUAAAAUAAAUUAUGUGCCAAGGAUUAUAUAUAUAUGUA